Messenger RNA from Penicillium cinerascens, 1134 nucleotides. RefSeq names its product RHO alpha subunit C-terminal catalytic domain-containing protein. NCBI's taxonomy places the organism in Eukaryota, Fungi, Ascomycota, Eurotiomycetes, Eurotiales, Aspergillaceae. The transcript is spliced from 2 exons. The record is from RefSeq and is a predicted model, not a curated record. The coding region runs from base 1 to 1134 and encodes 377 amino acids. Gene Ontology annotation, molecular function: 2 iron, 2 sulfur cluster binding; iron ion binding.
AUGUCCUUCUUGAGGAAUUUCUUUGGCACUUCUGCCACCGCCGCCGCCGCCGUUGAGGCGAAGGACGACAAGAAGCCUGUCCGUGCCCUGCCUGCCUCCUGGUAUACCUCCCAGGACAUGUACGAGCUUGAGCGACGAUCGAUCUUCUCUCGCAAGUGGCUUCUCACAACACACAAGCACCGCAUCGCCAACCCUGGUGACUGGGUUCUGUAUGACGCUGCUGGAUACGAAUUCGUUAUCAUCAAGGAUCAACAAGGAAACAUCUCUGGUUUCCAUAAUGACGAUUUAUACCCCGUUCACAUUCACAUUGACCGAAACGGUUUCGUAUGGGUCAACUUGGACACCAGCGAGACUCCCGAGGUUGCCUGGAAGGACGACUUUGAGGGUGUAGAUGAGCAGCCCCGAUUCGUCCACUACAACUUCGAGGAAUACAACUUUGACCACACCUGGGACAUGGAGGGCGAGUUCAAUUGGAAGAUUUUGGCCGACAACUACAACGAAUGCUAUCACUGCCAAGUUGCCCACCCCGAUAUCCCCACAAUUGCCGACCUGAACUCCUACUACGUCCAGACCAAGGACGGCCACAUUCAGCACUACGGUGCCCCGCGACAAGAUCAGAUCGACAAGGGCUUCCGAAUUGCCACCACCUACUUCUGGCCCAACGCCUCUUUCAACAUCUCUCCCAACUUCUUCUUCAUGCAGCGAUUCACUCCUCUCGGUCCCAAGAAGUGUGUGAUGCGCUACGAGGUCUACCGCCACAAAGACGCUAGCGACGAGGCCUUCAAUCUCAUCAGUGAUAUGUACAAGCGAAUCAUGUCCGAGGACAAGUACCUCUGCAUUCACUCCCAGAAGAAUCUCAACGCCGGUGUCUUCGUCAACGGCCAGCUUCACCCCGAGAUGGAGAAGGGUCCUCUCCACUUCCAGAAGACCGUGCGCGAGGUCGUUAUGGAGCACCACAAGAAGGAAGAGGCCGUCGGCCACGAGAUCUGGCCCGCUCAGGAACGUAUUCCCAGGAACAACACCGCUAGCCAAGACACCGUCGCUUUCCGCACAGGCAUGGACGCCUACAGCACAGAGAAGGACGAUUUGACGGACGGCCUGACCAGCAACUUUGCUCCGACGAUUGCUGUCUAG